ACCCUAUACAUAGCAGGAGCUUUAUUGCGUCUUGUCUUCUUCUCCAACAAACCAAAUCUUUAAAAAAAAUCCUUUUUUUCACUUUCCACUGAUCAGUGCCACUUGUUCUCUUUCCUAAUCACACAGCCCAUUAAAACCUCUCUCCAUCAUCACUCCAUUAUCUGCAUAAUAAAUAAAUGCAGCUUCUUCUUUCCAAAGCUUCCCUUUUUUUCAAUUCAAGAACUCUUUUUUAUUCUUCAACAACAAUGGCUACAUCUACUUCAAUUUCUCUUUCUUCAAAACCCCGUUUAAAGGGUAUUGUAUUUGACAUGGACGGAACCCUAACGGUCCCCGUUAUUGAUUUUCAGGCCAUGUACAGGGCUGUUCUGGGUCAUGAUGAGUACCUUGCUGUUAAAUCCAAGAGCCCUUCUGGCAUUGAUAUUUUGCACCACAUUGAAAGUUGGAGCCCUGAUAAGCAACGUAGGGCGUAUGAGGUUAUUGCUGAUUAUGAAAAGCAGGGUCUUGAUCGACUCCAGAUUAUGCCUGGUGCGGCUGAACUUUGUAGUUUUCUUGAUUCUAGGAAUAUUAGAAGGGGAUUAAUCACUAGAAAUGUCAAAGAUGCAGUUGACUUGUUUCACGAACGCUUUAAUGUGAAAUUUUCUCCUGCACUGAGCAGGGAGUAUCGUCCUUACAAACCAGAUCCAGCUCCAUUGCUGCACAUUUGUUCAACUUGGGAAGUUCAAUCUAAUGAAGUAAUGAUGAUUGGGGACAGCCUCAAAGAUGAUGUUGCUUGUGGCAAACAAGCUGGAGCUUUUACUUGCUUGCUCGACGAAACAGGAAGGUAUGAUGCUCCAGAAUAUGCAAACGUCCAACACAAACCAGACUAUAAGGUGUCUUCUCUUGUUGAGGUUCAGUCACUUCUAGAAACAGAUUUUGAGCUGACAUCUUGAUAUUUGCAAAUCUUUGGAACCCCCCUGGCCUGGCUGAGCAACGAGACAUGGUUUACCCUCGUAAGCC
Molecule: messenger RNA, 996 nt
Organism: Solanum verrucosum
Lineage: Eukaryota; Viridiplantae; Streptophyta; Magnoliopsida; Solanales; Solanaceae
Product: haloacid dehalogenase-like hydrolase domain-containing protein At2g33255
Exons: 5
Coding region: 177-929 (250 amino acids)
Source: RefSeq, a predicted model, not a curated record